Messenger RNA from Nicotiana attenuata, 699 nucleotides. RefSeq lists its product as uncharacterized. Bases 1 to 699 code for a protein of 232 amino acids. The transcript has a single exon. The record is from RefSeq and is a predicted model, not a curated record. NCBI's taxonomy places the organism in Eukaryota, Viridiplantae, Streptophyta, Magnoliopsida, Solanales, Solanaceae.
AUGGGGCAGCUAACAACAUAUCAAAAUACUAGACCUGCAGGCGCUCUCCCCAACGAUACAGAGAAGAACCAAGUUAAUGCAGUUACACUCAAAAACGGGAAGGAACUAGAGGAUGUGCCAAAGAAGAGAAAGGACAAGCCUAUACCCGAGGGGGAAUUGAUUCCUAAAGCAACACACGAGUCAAAGAAAGAUGAAGCAAGUUCAGAAGCAGUGGAGACUGCAAGGCCACCACCACCUUUCCCCCAGAGAUCGCAGAAAAAGAAUGAUGAUCGUAUGUUCAGCAAAUUUCUCUCUAAGUACACAAAAGAUAUAGUGGCUCACCAGAGGAGAUUGACUGAAUUCGAGACAAUUGCACUUACUGAGGAGUGCACUUCAAGGGUCCAGAACAAGCUUCCUCAAAAGCUCAAGGAUCCUGGCAGCUUCACCAUCCAUGUGCGAAUUGGUAAUAUUGAUGUGGGCCGUGCACAUUGUGAUUUGGGGGCAAGCAUAAAUCUGAUGCCCUUGUCCUUGUUCAAGCAAUUGGGUCUGGGGGCGCCAAGACCAACUACUGUGAUGUUGCAGCUGGCUGACAGGUCCAUAGCACACCCUGAGGGGGUGAUUGAAGAGGUAUUGCUGCAAAUUGGGAAAUUCAUCUUCCCUGCGAACUUCAUUAUCCUAGAUUAUGAGGCUGAUGAACUAGUUCCAAUCAUAUUGGGAUGA